Xyrichtys novacula (pearly razorfish) is the source of this 6142-nucleotide messenger RNA. NCBI's taxonomy places the organism in Eukaryota, Metazoa, Chordata, Actinopteri, Labriformes, Labridae. The record is from the annotation of a GenBank genome assembly.
CGCACCUGCGCUAAUUUCAGUUAAAUUGAACCCUGUCCACCGUGCACAGAGCAAAGCUCACAGUCAUCUGGUGUUGACGGUUCACAUGGCUGAAUCGCGGAGGAUUCCGUUUACCACGUUGUCUUGUGAUAUCGCCUUACCUUCGUCCUCCCUAAAGCCGGCCUCGGCCCCGAAGAAGCCUCCUCCAGGUGUUCCGCAGGUGAAAGAAAGCCGCUCAGACACCGGUACAGUUCGGCUGGUGCUGGAUUUGUCUGAGCCUGAUGAGCGGACUUUCCCGGAGUUCAACUACAGUGAGCUCGUUGAAAACAAGGUGCAAACUUGACCAUAUGAUAGGACAAAUGCGUGUGUUCCUUCUCCUGUAAGAUUUGUGUUUCUCCUUUUUUAGAUUAACUGUUUAAAAGCUGAAAUCCCUCCCAGCGGAUUUGAAGAGGAGGAAAGGAGGGAGGAAGAUGAGGUGGCUGCUAUUGCAAGGAAGCUGGAGGAAAAAUAUGUAAGAGGCCCAACAUAACAGAUUUUGAUACAACUCUGAAACCAUAUUUUUGACUCAAACCUCAAAUAGUUUUCAGUAAUAGGCAGAAUUUGUUUAUUGCACUGUGUCCUUACAGGGUGGCAAACCUAAGAAAAAGAAGGACCGCAUCCAGGAUCUGAUUGAUAUUGGAUAUGGAUACGAUGAUGAGGAUUCUUUCAUUGACAACUCUGAGGCCGUGAGUCAGUUUUGGCAUGAAUUGAAAUUAACACAGACUUCAUAUUACCUCAUGUUUCUUUUACUUUUUCCAUUUUAAUUUCUGUCGCACCAAUUUGACAUUUGAUUUCAGGCCUACAUUUCUGCUUCUGUCCGUCUGUCUGGUUUCUGCAGUACGAUGAAUUCGUCCCGGCCUCCAUCACAACCAAAUUUGGGGGAUUUUACAUAAACUCAGGCGUGCUGCAUUUCCGGCAGGUGUCUGACACUGAGGACCUCACACAGGAUAAGAGCACACCUGAGCUCUCAAAGGUAAGCCUUGUGUCAAAUGUCCAGUCCCAGAACCCUCUGAGAGUUAGACUUAGACUUUUGUCAUUCAGUAUGCAGCAGUUGUAUAGAGAACAAAAUUUCACCUCAUGUGUACGGUUGAUGAAGUUAAGUACUGUUCUGAGCAUUAUUUGUGGCUAUAGAGUGGCGUUUUGGUCGAGGUUUGUUUAUGGCUCCUCAGACCGCUGUGUAUUGCUAUCGUGCGGUCGUUACUAAAGUUGGUAUAACUAGAGAAGCAAGCUGUCGGCAACAUUCAUCUUUCGACAGGGUGUCUAACUCAGUGUUAUGGUGUGUUUGACCCUAAAUUAAUUUUACGCCCAAAUAUUCCUUUUAAAUGUAUUCAACAUGUUCAAACAUAGAAACGCAAACUAAAUGGCGGUAGAGACAAACCGAAGAAGAAGCCGUGCAGGGAAGACAAGGAGGUGAAAAACACUGACGACCAGAAGUCAAGGUGAGGCUGACUUGAAGUGGUUUAAUCUCAUCUCAAAUCAGUUUAACACAAACGGUGAAUAAUCCUCACAGGCGUGUUUUGUUUCCUUUUCAGCGCUUUGUCUGAAGUUAAGCCAGGAGACGAGUUGACAAAGAAGAAGAAGAAGAAAAAAGCAGCCGGCACACUGAGCGUGACCAGCAUGUUGAAGAAGUUUCAAAGAGAGAAGGAGAAGGAACGACAGGAGAUGGCGAGAGCCAAUCAGAGGGCAGCAGCCAUCAGAGGUGUACCCACAAUCCCUCUGUGCCCAGCUGAUGCAGCAGGGGGUGGAGGUUCAGGGCUGACCGACCCUCUUCUUAGUUUAAUCGGAUCGACCAAUGACCAGACUCUGAUUCAGGCUGCCAACACGAUGGAUUUUGUCAUCGAUUUGGACUCUUUACUAGAAGACAGUGAGGAGUCUUCAAAAACGGUUUCUCUAACUGCAGCAGAGACGCAGCCUUUCCAACCAAAAACUGACGACCAGGCUCAGUGUGAGGCUGCGCAUUCUGGAGCCCAAACCCUGAAGACUGAGUCAGAACAAACCCAGCUCCCACCACAGACCAGUUCUACCUCAGCUCCGAGUGUCCCGCUGCCAGAGGGACUGUCUGCAGGCCUGGAGGGCAGCAUUCGAAAACUCGUGGUGGUGAGGUGACAUUUAAGACGUGAAGUGUUAAUGAUUUUAAAAUCAAAUAGAAAACUACAAUAUUUUUCAGGCUGCCAAGACCUCGGAGGGCGAGUCAAAGCUUAAGUUCUUCACUCCAGAGAUCAACUCGAUCCUGCUCGAGUGAGUCACUCAGCGACACUGACAACAACUUCUUAAGCUCGGAACACAACAACAAAUGUCCGGCGCUGCAUGUCGUCCACAAAUAACAUCAGAAGUUGUGAGAAAACAGAAACUUUUAUGUAAAUGCAACAUUGAUCUAGGGCUGCACGAUUAAUCGCUUUUAAAAUUCUAAUCGGAUUUUUUGAUUCUGAAAAUGUUAAAAAAAUCGAAAUCAUCAAAUCGAUUUUCCUCUCUAUCACUUCUCACGCCUCCAGGCCACCGUAGGCUCCCCCCUUGGUGCAGGAGCACUCUAAACAGUACUUUUUUAAAACAGGUCAGAGAGUGUAUAAAUCCGUGAGCGACGACCAUUUCAUCUCCAUGUGAAUGUCUAUCUGCAUCUCUGGAAACAAUCAUGUGACCCACAGUGUAACUUUUUUAUAGUGCCUGCAUGUGUCUGGCCAAAACAACCUUUUAUACACAUGCUCUGUACUCUUCUUCUGUCUUUUGUGAAUUUCCUGUGCAGCGUUACAGCGCCACUUACUGUCUUGGCAUAUGAACUACAUCGUUUUCAGUGGUUUUGUUUUGAAAGAUGAUAGAAAAACUUACUUUUAAAGUGAAGUUUGGUGAAGUUGUUGCUGAAUAAAAAAUCGAAAAUCGAGUUUUCAGAGUAAAAAAUUGGGAUUUAAAAAAUAAAUAAAUCAAAAUCCUGCAGUCCUACAUCGAGCCAGAUGUUUAGCCGGCAGAUCGCUGACACAGGAAAUGACGUCAUGACCAUCUCUGAGCUCUGUCUUGUGGAUAGAAUCUGUUUUAUUAGUCUCAAAGCUUUAGCUGUCUACAGAGGUUUUGAACGCAUUUAUUAAGUUCUCGUCCAUCUUCCCUUCCUGUCCUCUUCUUCUAGAAUUGAGCUGCAGUGUCGGGAGCAGGGUGGUCAGCUGCGCUCUAAGGUGUACUCUCACCUGACGUCCUUCCUGCCCUGCAGCAGAGACACACUUCUCAAACGUGUGAAGAAACUGUUCGCUGCACACACAGUAAGUCUCUUUCAUUAAAAAAUGAGUCCGAUUUUGCAAAUGACUCACUCCGUUUUUUCCUCGCUGAUGAGGAGGGGCCGCCCAAUGUGGAGGACCCUGUUCACAAACUUAAGGAGGCCAUCGGUAAAGCCAUGCCUGAGCAGAUCGUAUGUUUCCUUGAGAAGUGUCAAGCAUACGAACAAACGAAGACUUCAAGGUUAGUCUGUCAGUGAUGGUUCAACUUUAAAACAUAUUAUAUCGCCUUUAACGUCCCUAAAAGUUUCACAUCUUCAGUUGUGUUCAUGUCCCCGUCAGGAUGACAGUAGAAGAAGGAAACCAGGAGGUGAAUGUUGUCCCGGAGGAGAAUGUGGAGGAGAAAGGAGGCAAAAGAGGAGGUCCAAAGAAGUUGUUCACGUGGAACGAAGAGAUCAGGUGAGAAAACGCUGAAGAUGUGAGAGCGCUCACAGAAUCAGGUUUCACUUUCUGUCCUCCACACAGGGAGUGCCUGUGUAAUGUGUUGAAAGCGAAAAUGGAGGGAUAUAAAAAAGAGAAGACAGGGAGCCAGGAGAUGGAGGAGUACCUGAAGACCCUGCUAGACAACGAGGUCAAACCUCUGUGGCCAAAAGGAUGGAUGCAGUCAAGGUAUCUGUGCAAAUUCAGAAUAAAAUCUCAGAUUUUGAUCGUUUUUAAAGUCACUCGUUUGUCAACGUUUGUCUGUUCAGGGUGUUGUUAAGAGAGAGCAAGAAGAUUCUGGGCCCGUCUGCAUCUUUACUGUGAGCACAAACCCACCAUCUUCUAUUUUCAUCAGUAUGAAUCUCUGGAUGAUCCUGUGUUUGUUGUUUAUUUUGAUGUCUGACUUUAACUCAGAGUAAAGAGGGCGAGGCCUGAGAAGAAGCAGCAGUCUUCGGUCUGCAGUCCCUCUGAUGUCGGGUCGGGUAUCUGCAGGGAUGUCCAGGAUCCUCCUCUUCAGUCUAAAGCAGCAGAUGAGGUCCUCACGAUGAGCCCGGAUAUCCUCACUUUUUUGGCACUAGAUGGUCUGAAGAAUGAGGUCCCUGCAGAGUCAGACAAAUCUCCAGUGACCACCGCGUCUGCUCCCACUGCAUCACUCCUGGACGUCCUGGCUGAUCAGGGCGUGGCGCAGGGGCAGCCUCUCUUUGCGUCACAGGAGCUUUUGGCGGCAGCUUUAGCAAAAUACCAACAUUCAGCUCGACACAAGAGCUUCAGCUUCGACGCCAAAAGUCCCGCUCUUCCUCCGCCGCCUCCUCAGACCAGCCCUGUGCGUUUCCCUGUGGGCGGGGUGUGUCAGGGGGUCGUGCCUCAGAUGCUGCAGAUCGGAGACUUCGCGAGGAACUUGAACGCCGGACAAGCUCUGAACGUCUCCGACUCUGACACGACGAUUCAGUGAUGAAUCCCGGAGCAGACCUACACACAGUGAGUUGUUUUUUUUUUGUCUUUCUUUGCAAACAAACACACACACACACACACACACACACACACACACACACACACACACACACACACGGUCUACUGCAAGGACGGUCUCCGUCAGACUUUAAUUUUGACUUCAUUUAAAAAUGAUUUUCUUUUUGAACAAAAUGAAAACAUCUCAUUUUUCUUCUUUAUCUGCAAACUAAACACAGAUUCCUCUGCAGAUGUCAACUGUGCCAUCCUUUUUUAUAGCAGAUAUGGUAGCAAACUCACACCUUAAAUGCAUAAGUAUUGUUAUUUUACAUCAUACCUAUUUCUGAAUUAUGGAAGCGUAUUGCGAUCACAGAAAAAAAAAAUGUUUUUUAGAGUAAUUUUUCUGUUUUUCUGAAUAUUUUUUCCCUUUUUUUUUUAGGACAAUUUUUUUAGUUUCUGUUUUUCGGAAUAUUUUUUCUCUGUUUUUUAGACAAAUUUUUCUGUUUUUCAGACUUUUUUUUUCUUUUCCGUUUUUUCAGACUAAUUGCUUUUCCUAUUCUCGGGGUUAUGAUCAUUUGAAAACAGACACUUUUAUCCCCCUCUGUUCAAUUUAUUGGAAGCAAACAUAACCCACUUGUUUAGUUUAAUUGAGUUUUACUUUCUUUUGGGUUUGAGAUACUUGGAGAUACUCUUUUCUUAAAGUCAAAUCGAUGAAAUCGUCAUAAGUUUGUCUACUUUGUGUUGGCACCCCAGGAUUUGCAUACCCUAUGUUUAACUAAUAACACGCUUUACUCUCAUUGACCCGGUAGACGACGUUAUCGAGGAGCUGGAGAAUUCGCAGGUUUGGAGCAGCUGCGGUGGUGAAUGUUAUCUGAUUUUAUAAGAUUCUGACAGGAUUUUGAAGUAUCUCCUUUAGUCAGGAAAUAAAAUAGGCCAAAAAACAGAAAGACAGAAAAAAAUAGCUAGAAAAAUAAAAUGAAAUAAAAAAUUGUCCCAAAAACAAACAAAAAAAAAAUUAGUCCAAAAAACUGCAAAGAAAAAUUAAUUACUCUAAAAAACAGUUUCCUUUUUUUAAUACCCUUCCAUACUGAGUGGACACUUUCUAUUUUCUAGUUUCAAAUCCUCAUUUCAGCUUCAGAUCUAAAGUUUUUCUUCUCUUUCCAGAUGACGAGCUAUUCCUCAGAUAAGGACUGGACACCUGACUGGAGACCACCUCUUGUUCUAUCAAACAAGAUGAGUUAUGAAUUUUAAUAUUCGUAAUAAUGAAACAGAUUUUGAACUUUGUCCAACCAGCAGUAGUUUCUAAGCCUGUCCUAAAUCUGAUAAAUUAAUAGUCGAGUAAAGAUGUGGUGUGACUCACGGAGAGGAAGGAAGCACUUUAACAGAGAAAUCCAACAUCCCCUAAAAGGAUUAUGUGACUACUCUGUGAUUAUUGAUGUGUAUCAGUGUGUAAUGUCAAUGAUUUACUGAAAAUUAAAAAAUGAUAAAGAGCUUUAAAA